This is a messenger RNA of Lates calcarifer (barramundi perch), 8774 nucleotides long. It is a transcript of the gene pcsk5b, whose product is annotated as proprotein convertase subtilisin/kexin type 5b. Lineage: Eukaryota; Metazoa; Chordata; Actinopteri; Centropomidae. Gene Ontology annotation, biological process: peptide hormone processing. Gene Ontology annotation, cellular component: Golgi membrane; trans-Golgi network. The record is from RefSeq and is a predicted model, not a curated record. The transcript has 37 exons. Bases 474 to 6173 code for a protein of 1899 amino acids. Gene Ontology annotation, molecular function: serine-type endopeptidase activity.
CAGCUAGUUAUUUGUGGGGAGGCGCUGUAGCCAUUUCGCCACAUGAAAGCCCGAUGAGCUGAACGACCAACAUCCGAGUUGUUCAUGGAGAAGAGAAAUCAGCUUUGAGGAGCUCCGCGCGCACACACAGACGUACACGAACUCACGCGCAAAGACGCACGGCGCACAGACACGCACACUUCCUCCUCCUCCGCCGUGGAAAAAAGAGAGAGAGGAACAGAGAGAGAGGGCACACGAAACGCAAACUUCCAACUCUCCCAUGUGGAAAGCAGAGGUUUGAGGAUAAGGUAUAUAUUUUUUUCCUCCUCGGGGUUCCGUUCCUUCCCCCCUCUCUCCCUCUCUUUCUCUCUCUCAGUGUUUUUGCCCGGAGAGUUGUGUUUCUAUGAGAGUCUUGCUUGGUGAGAAGAGAAGUUUGGUUGUUUGCCUGGUCGGCUGAGGAGGAGGAGAAGAGUCGGGUUUAAAAGUGGGGGAAGAUGGUCCGCAACGCCGCUUGGAGAAGAAGCUUGCUGUGCGUCCUCGCGCUCAGUCUCGGCUUUGCGUCCCCGCCGUGCAAAGCUCGGAUUUACACCAACCACUGGGCAGUCAGGAUAGUCGGGGGACCCGAGGUGGCCGAGCGGAUAGCGGAUAAAUAUGGCUAUAGGAACAUGGGACAGAUUGGGGAUCUCAAAGACCACUAUCACUUCUUCCAUAGUCGGACCAUCAAGCGGUCGACUUUGUCCAGCCGUGGACGCCAUAGUUUCAUCUCCAUGGAGCCCAAGGUGGAGUGGAUACAGCAGCAGGUGGUGAAGAGGAGGAUCAAGAGGGAUUAUAAACAAUCCCCACCCCUUUCUCUGUCAAGCUCCGCCCACAGCAGCCCGUUCCAGAACAACAUAUUCUAUAAUGAUGCCAAGUGGAGCAGUAUGUGGUACAUUCACUGUAACGAUGACGUCCAUAACUGCCAGUCAGACAUGAACAUCAUGGGGGCUUGGAAGAGGGGCUACACGGGAAAAGAUGUGGUGGUGACCAUAUUAGAUGAUGGCAUCGAGAGGAACCACCCAGACCUCUUUCAGAACUACGACCCUCAAGCAAGCUUUGAUGUCAACGGCAACGACAUGGAUCCCAUGCCUCGAUAUGAUGCGACCAAUGAGAACAAACAUGGGACACGGUGUGCGGGCGAAGUUGCUGCAGCCGCAAACAACUCCCACUGCAUUGUGGGAAUUGCCUACAAUGCCAGAAUAGGAGGUGUGCGAAUGCUGGAUGGAGAUGUAACAGACAUGGUGGAGGCCAAGUCUCUGAGCCUCCAGCCACAGCACAUCGACAUCUACAGUGCCAGCUGGGGACCUGAUGAUGAUGGAAAGACAGUGGAUGGACCAGCGUCUCUGGCCAGGCAGGCUUUUGAGAAUGGCAUCCGUAUGGGGAGGAAGGGCCGUGGCUCCAUCUUUGUGUGGGCUUCAGGCAAUGGCGGGCGCAGCAGAGACCAUUGCUCCUGUGACGGCUACACCAACUCCAUCUACACCAUCUCUAUCUCCAGCACAGCUGAGAGUGGACGCAAGCCUUGGUAUCUGGAGGAAUGCUCGUCUACUCUGACCACCACCUACAGCAGCGGGGAGAACUACGACCGAAAGAUUAUCACAACAGACCUGAGACAUCGGUGUACAGACAGUCACACGGGGACAUCGGCCUCGGCUCCCAUGGCUGCUGCCAUUAUUGCUCUGGCCCUGGAGGCAAAUCCCCUUCUAACAUGGAGAGAUGUACAGCACAUCAUUGUAAAGACCUCUAGAGCCGGACAUCUCAGCGCCCCUGACUGGAAGACCAAUGCUGCUGGUUACAAUGUCAGCCACUUGUACGGCUUUGGUCUGAUGGAUGCUGAGGCAAUGGUGAAGGAGGCGGAGCGAUGGAGGCAAGUCCCCACUCAGCACGUCUGUGUGGAGAGUGCAGACCGACAGAUCAGAACCAUCCGUCCAGAGCAUGUGGUCCGGUCGGUGUACAAGGCUACAGGAUGCACUGACAACCUCAACCACCAUGUGAUCUACCUGGAACAUGUGGUCGUACGUAUCACAAUCACACACCCUCGCCGUGGAGACCUGUCAAUCAACCUGACCUCACCCUCAGGGACCAAGUCUCAGCUGCUCGCCAAUAGGUUGUUUGAUCACUCCAUGGAGGGUUUUAAGAACUGGGAGUUUAUGACCACCCACUGCUGGGGAGAGAAGGCAGCAGGCGACUGGGUCCUAGAGAUCUAUGACUCACCUUCUCAACUCCGCAGCCAGAAAGUACCUGGCAAGCUGAAGGAGUGGUCACUGGUGCUGUACGGCACCUCUGUGCACCCAUACUCAUUUCUGCGCAACGAUAAGCCUCGCUCCACAGACAUGCUGACUCCCACCGAUGAGGAGUUCACAGAGGAAUACAAUGGCCCCUGUGACUCUGAAUGCAAUGAGAAUGGCUGUGAGGGUCCUGGACCCCAUCACUGCAUUAACUGCCUCCACUACUUCCUCAAGUUCAAGAACAACACCAGGAUGUGUGUGUCGGAGUGCCCCAGUGGCUUUUUCCGUGAUGAUAAGAAGCGCUGUAAGAAGUGCUCCUCGCUGUGUGAGACCUGUGUUGGUAGCCGCAGUGACCAGUGCACCACAUGCAGGGCUGGUUUCCACCUCAACGAGGGCUCCAACACAUGUGUUGCCAACUGUGCAGAUGGCUUCUACCUCGACCAUGAUUCCAACAUUUGCAGAAGAUGUCCCGAGAACUGUAAGAAAUGCAACACCUCCAAUAUCUGCACAGAAUGUAAACCUGGGAUGAGCCUUCAAGGUAACAAGUGUCAAAUGACCUGUGACCCGGGGACUUAUUACAACGGCCACAGAAGGACUUGUGAACCCUGCCAUCGGGCCUGUGCCACCUGCGCAGGCACAGGUAUAGAGGCGUGCACUAAGUGUGCAGAGGGCUAUUUACUUGAGGACUGGCGGUGUGUGUCAACAUGCAGCACUGGCUACUACCUGUCAGAGCAGACCUCAGACAACGGGCAGGUGCAGAGGUCCUGUAAGAAGUGUGACCAUAGCUGCUACGAGUGCUUGGGGCCCGGUGAAAGAAACUGCAGCAGCUGUGUCAGUGGUUACAAUCUGGAGGCAGGAGCCUGCGUGGUCAGCACCAUCUGCAAAGAUGGAGAGUACCUGAGUAAACACGGACUGUGCCACCUGUGCGAUGCCACCUGUCUGCAGUGCACAGGUCCGGAGAGAGAGGACUGCAUCAGCUGCCCUCCAACACGGUUUUUUGAUGAUGGACGCUGCCCCAUUCGCUGCCAGACAGGGCGCUACGCAUUGGGGAGGCAGUGCUAUCUCUGUCACCACACCUGCCAGGAGUGUACUGAUGAGGGACCAGACAACUGCACCAGCUGUGACAGAGACAAGUUUGAAGUGGCCAGGUACCUCUUUCAGGGUCAGUGUCGGGAUGUCUGUCCAGAGGGGUUCUUCCAUUCUGCAAGAAACCGGUGUGAGCCCUGUCCCGAGGAGUGCCUCAUCUGCAUGGCUGCAGAUCACUGCCUCCACUGCAGCCCAGGACACAAGCUCAGAAAUGGCCACUGCGUCCCGUUGGUGUGCAGUGCAGGUGAGGUUGCAGAUGCAGAGAAUGAGGAUUGUCUCCACUGUGACGAGGGCUGCAGGCAGUGUAAACGCAGGGGUUCAGGAGAGCAGGACCAGGAAACUGUUUGCCUCAAAUGUGAAGAUGGUUACUACCAAUUGGGCACAGACUGCCAUCAGUCCUGUCCAGAUCGGACAUACAGUUCAAAUAACACCAUGGUGUGUGCUCCAUGCGAAGACAAACAAUGUGUGGUCUGCGACCAGUCCCAGUGCUACUGGUGUGACGAGGGAUUUUACGUCUUUGAUGGAGAGUGCGUGGAUCACUGUAGGGAAGGGUUCUUUGUGGAUGAGGAGAGUCAGGACUGCGAACCGUGUCACCGUGCCUGUCGUACCUGUGGAGGGCCACAAUAUGAUGACUGUGACUCUUGCGAGGAUGGAUACACACUGGAUCAUGGGGAGUGUCUGGAGGGGAAACGAAUGGCCACCUGCCCUGAGAACCACUUCAGAAAUGAUAAGGAUGAAUGUGAGCUGUGCCACUCCACGUGUAAGACUUGCUCUGCUGCAGGGAAAGAGAACUGCAGAAGCUGCCACUCAGGUCGUUUUUUGACUGCUCAACAGAAGUGUACAUCUCGUUGUCCACUUGGUACAUUUGCCAACAAGACAUCUGGCAGGUGUGAGGGCUGCUCAGAAGGAUGUGUCAUGUGCCAGGACACCAAUCAAUGCCACCGCUGUCGCAGUGGGCUUUACCUGCAAAAUGGAGUGUGUGUGAUAGAGUGUCAGAGAGGGUUUCCUCAAAGUGGUAAAUGCCAACCAUGUGCCCCAGAGUGUACAUCCUGCCAGGGAAAUUCUUCUCACUGUCUAAGCUGUGAGACGCAGUAUUUGCUGUUGGACCGCUCCUGCAUGUCCCACUGUCCAGAGGGCUAUUUUACUGCAGGCACAGAAUGCCGCCGCUGUCCAGGCCACUGUGUCGAGUGCAAUGAGGACAGUCUCUGUAAGAAGUGUGCUGAUUUUUACUUCCUCCAUGAGGAUAAGUGUGUGGAUGAUUGUCCUGUUGGCUACUUUGCCGAUGAGAAGCAACAGGAAUGUAUGCGUUGCCAUGCUGACUGUGCCUCGUGCGAUGGGCCUGGCAUUGAUGACUGCGAUGUGUGUCGCAACCCAAAAGCUGUCCGUUACAAUGGGGAGUGUUUGGCUAAGUGUCCCAACACAACUUAUUAUGAUAAGACUACCAAUGAAUGCAGAGAUUGUGACAGGUCAUGUUUGACCUGCUCAGGCCAUGAGCCCUCAUCCUGCCUCAGCUGUGACACCAACAGGCGUAAAGAUGCCAGCGGGCACUGUGUGUGGUUCAGCCAGUGCUCUCUGAGCACAUACAUGGACCAGAAUGGGGAGUGCCAACAGUGCCACAAACUCUGUCAUCGCUGCUCUGGGCCAGGCAAAGACCACUGCCUCAACUGCAACGAACCAUACUUCCUACUGAACAGCACAUGCGUAAAGGAGUGUCCUGUGGGUUAUUAUGCCGAGGAUAAAGAUGAACGUGUGUGUGAGCGCUGUCACUUCAGCUGUAAGUCAUGCGUUGGCCGUCACAGUGUGCAGUGUGACACCUGCAAACCUGGAUUCUUCAAGCAGGGAAGCAGCUGUGUCGAAACCUGCUCAGAAAGUCACUUUGGCAAUACAACCACCAGGGUUUGUGAUCGCUGUGACCCCUCUUGCAGCAAGUGUUGGGGUCGUGGAAACAGAAACUGUCUGAGUUGUCGGGGGGGCUACGUCUACCUAAGGCAGCGGGGACAAUGCCUGCGGAGCUGCCCUCAAGGCUACUACCAAAACAGCCGGUCCAAGAACUGUCGCAGGUGUCACCCAACCUGCAAGACCUGUAACGAUGAGGGUGCUCUGGCCUGUGAGUCCUGUUAUGACGGCUACACUUUUAUGAACGGCAUCUGUGAAUCUCAGUGUCUUGUAGGCUUCUAUGCUGCUUCACAGUCUGCUGUACAACUAAUUCUACCGCUGCUCCAGGGCUCCAACAGUGAUGUGCCAAACUGCAAGGCGUGUGACCCGUCCUGCCUGGACUGCCGAGGUCCAAGCAAAUGGAACUGCACUGUGUGCCCUGCGCUCCAGAUCUUAUCUGAUGAUGGCCGUUGCAUGAGUUGCUGUGGAGAUGAGACACGCCAUGACGAUAAACCAAUACCCUGGAUGUGCUGUGACUGCGAGGCAUCACAAGACGAGUGCAUCAUGGAUGUAAACUUUAGGAUUGGGGGGGCUGAGGAUUUAGAGUCUGAACACAACCACACCGCCAGACUCUUUGCCACUGCCUGUGUUCUGCUUGUCGUCAUUGUGGGCGCAGGGGUCUUCCUCUUCCUCAGUGCCCGAUCUAAAUACUAUGCCAUUGCACCCAAAACCAAAACUGGAGGCUAUAAGAAGUUGGACACCAAUGGAGGUGUCACCCCACAACCCACCACCUCCUCAUUUGGGGAGUACAGCGACCGAAUCAUUGAAUGUGAGGAUGACGAGGACGAAGAGGACGAUGAUAUUGUAUACAUGGGACAAGAUGGGACGGUGUAUAAGAAGUUCAAGUACGGACUCUUGGAUGAAGAUGAGAUUGAGCUAGAGUACGAUGAUGAGAGCUACUCAUUUAGAUGACUUUCUCUGGACAGAAAAAUCUCUUCCUUUCGUAUCAUCGCAGCCUGAGUACAUUGUAAAAAUUGUUUCUUGUUUUGAAAGUGCUUGAAAGAGAUGGGGGGAAUGAGCAGUCUUUUAACUAACAUUUUGUGAAUUAGAGUCUGAAACCUGAUCAUCAUGGUUUGAUCAGCAUUUUCCUGUUAAACUGACCUCUAGACUUAUUUACACAGGCCCCAAAUGUAAUAUAUGGCCAUUUUUGUGGCAUUAAUUAGAUUGUUUCAUGUUUGUCUAAAAAAACAACAGAGGGUUGGAGGCUCAGAACACAGGCUGUGGAUAACAUUUGGUCAUUAAGUCAUUGCCGACGUCAAUCUUUUCUUUUACCUCAACAUCAAUAAUUCUGGUUUGCUGUUGGAUUACACAAAAUAUUAUUUUGACUGAGCUUGUGUUGACAUACUGCAAGAAGAGUUUGAUUUUUUUUUGAGUGACAAACCUCAGGGGAAGUUGACAAUAAUAUUAUUUUUUUAUGCAUUUCCUUACAUUUUCAACAACAAAUAAUUUCAUUUGAAGAAAAUAUUGUAUGUUUACAACAUAAAAUGAUAUAGUACUUAUUAUCUGCUGAUAUUGCUCAAAAACAAUCUUAGACAUUGAUACAAUCAUAUUAGUUAAAAUUUUCAUAUCAUCAGAACUUUUUAAACAUCUCACAAACACUGAUAGUUUGUUAUUGAUUGACAACCUGAUUCACUCCACUUAUGUAAUACACUUCCUCUGUAUCUGCAUCAUCUGGUUUAAAGUGUUUACAGAUUUAAUCACAUUAUAAUAUAAGUGUUCUGUACUGAUGCAUUGUGCUUUAUCUUUGUUUAACUGGACUGAGACCCCUCAAAGCAAAAUUUACACAGACGCACAAUCUAAUACGUAACCCUUUGUGGUGCAGUGUCUGUGCCUGUGUCCAGACCUCUACUUACAACACGACAGAGGGUUACAGGAGAAUACUUUUCCCAUACUUUUUCUUCAAAAUAUUUUCUUCUAGCCUUGCUUUAAUGUUUUGACUUCACUGUUGCACACCUGGCUUGUAUCCUCUCUCUGAGAUAAUAGCAGGUCUGACUCCCACUCGCUGGUAAGUGUGAGGAUCAAAUAAUUACUAUUUUUCUGUGUUCCUGGUUGAAGUGAAACGUGCUGUGAAUGAUUGUUUCAUAAUAAAGUUGGAUUUUGAUCUGUGUUUUCCAAGUGUGCAGUCUUGCGUUAUGAAUCAACCUGCAGACGUGCUGUUGUAUUACACGCGAGUGACCGCUGUUAGCUGCUGCCAGUGACUACUGAACUUUGUAGAAUGCUGAAAUUGGAUCUGGUAUCUGAUUGGUUUAUGUACGAAAGCUAAAUCAGUGUCACAAGCAGGCAUACAUUUCCAUUGUGUUUUCUGCGCUUCAUAAAAAUGCAACAACAUACCGGCCUAUUUAAAAUACAGUAUUCUCACACAAACUGAAAAUGAAGAUCCUGUAACCUUUACACUGAACCCCCAACAGAACAGGCUGAGUCCAGCGUCUUAUCUCAAACCAGACUGAACAAAUAGACACAACACUGACACAGGGACAUCUGCCACCGUACAACCUUCGCACAUGUGGGCUUGACAUCAGCUUGAUGCUGGCUGUCCAUACAACGAUCUGCCACAACAUUAAAUCUUGAUGUACCACCCACCUAAACAUCGUUGCAGACCAAGCACACCCCGCCCAUGCCCUACCCCACGGCAGGGGGCCUCCCCCAGCAGGAAAAUGAUGUUCCCACCACACCACAAAGAAUGCUCAGAGAUGGUUCAAGGAACACGACAAAGAGCUCAAGCCUCCAACCUCCCCAGAUCCAAAUCCAAACAAAUAUCUGUGCGAUGUGCUCAAACAAGCCAAAUCCACAGAGGUCCCUCCACCUUACAAAAGAACUUCAAAUUGUAUUCUGAAGAAAUUAUUUAUUGAUUAAAUUAUAUAAAACACAUGAAUGAAAACAUAAAGGAGGUGCUGAACAUUUAACUCCACAUGCAGUAACCCUGGUCCCUGUGUAAACUAAAAUAAAUACUUCUAACUGCCUGUACAACGCUGUACUAAUGCAGUGAGGUCAAACUUCACCCCUUAAAAUCUUUGAUAGGUUUGAAGAAGCAGUGCAUUACAACUUGUAAUUACACUGAGAUCUCUUCUGUGGACUAAGUGCUUUAGAGGAUGAACACAAUGGAUUAUAUAGCAUACAACAUGAAAGGACAGCUCUGUAUAGCAGUGAAUUUGCUCUGAGCUGACAAUUUUCAAGCUCAAGCAAAGAAACUAAGCUCAUUAAAAUGAAACAUAGAGACAUUUCCAGACUGUGAAAGGAUCAGAGCCACUGUUGCAUGAUAAAUGUCAACAUUGAUAAAAUGUAGUCAUGUCUUUUACUGCCUAAAUAAUACUUUAAUAAACUAAAAUACAAUACAGACUUAAAAAUCCAAAAUCACAGAGCUAGACUCUUACAUGUCAUUCAUUUAAAACAAUUAUUUACAGGGGUUCAAAUAAUUGUACACACUUUGUAGUUAAAUGUUUGACCGAAUCAUGUCAUUUUUUUUGUAAAACCUUAACAGGCACAGGCACGCGCACACACACACACACACACACA